Larimichthys crocea (large yellow croaker) is the source of this 2286-nucleotide messenger RNA. It is a transcript of the gene sytl1, whose product is annotated as synaptotagmin-like 1. Gene Ontology annotation, molecular function: small GTPase binding; neurexin family protein binding. The record is from RefSeq and is a predicted model, not a curated record. Bases 372 to 1979 code for a protein of 535 amino acids. The transcript is spliced from 16 exons. NCBI's taxonomy places the organism in Eukaryota, Metazoa, Chordata, Actinopteri, Sciaenidae. Gene Ontology annotation, biological process: intracellular protein transport; exocytosis. Gene Ontology annotation, cellular component: plasma membrane; exocytic vesicle.
AUAUCACACAGUUAAACAAACACACACAUACACACACACACGUUCUCCGUGUGUUUUCUGUUUGUUCCUCUUCGGCUCCCAGCUGACCAUAGCCCCUGUACGGACUAACUCUGGAGGGCGUGUUCACUGCGUUUACUCUGCACACAGACUUCGAUACACACACACACACUCACACACACACACACCCAGACACACCGCACACAGGACAACUCUUUACCUAACUUUUGAACGAAUGGAACUGGCGGAAGCUGUAAAGUAAGGUGCCCGGCUGUAAAAGCUAUAGAGUACUCGUUGCAUGAUAUCCUGUUUGCCAAACUCCUAACCGCUUGGGCAGGAGAAUCGUUGUGCGCAUGCUUUAAUUACUGAAAGGGAUGGAGGAAAAGCAGGCUGACUCUUCUCUUGACUUGAGUCACCUGACAGAAGACGAGCAGACCACGAUCCUGCAGGUCUUACAACGUGACUCGGAGUUGCGCCGUCUUGAUGAAGGACGUGUAAGGAACCUCCAGGAGAAAGAGAAAGAUCCAGUACGUCUGCGUUACCUGUCUGGGGAGUGGUUCCACGAGCAGUGCAGAAAACGCCACCACACCUGGUCAGCCAGCGCUCUCGUCCACGCCACCAUACGCCACAGGAAGACAAAGACCAGAGAUGUGCCCCUGACUGGACUGUUCAAUGGCGAGACAGAGGAAACCUCCCACAACAACAACACCUUGCCUGAGGCUGAGAGAAGACUGAAGGACAGCAAAGAUGAUGAGAGUGGAGGGUGCGAAGGAGGUUUGAUACCUACACCUACACCCAGAACAAAAAGUCCCAUAGCACAGAAACUCACGUAUAGAAAUAGUUCAUCCACAUCAUCCAAAGAGAUGGAAAGGAGAAGUAAUGGCCACUCUGAGGAACCUGAGGAAUACCUUGACAGUCACAAUGGGGACACUGACUCUCUAGGCAGCAGCCUGACAGAGCCUUAUACAGCUUCUCUGAAAACCAGCUCCACUGGCAGCCUUCAUUCAAGCUAUACGCUCAGUGGAAGCAUGAUGAGUCUGUUCAGCUCGGGGGAUUUUGGACUGGUGGAGGUGAGGGGCCGUAUCCAAUUCUCAUUGGUUUACGACACCCAGAAGGAGGAGCUGCAUGUUAAAGUGUUUUGCUGCGAGGACAUCGCUGCCGCACGCAAGAACCGCUCUGACCCAUAUGUAAAAACCUAUCUCCUUCCGGACAAGUCGAGUCAGAGUAAGAAGAAAACGUCAGUGAAGAAGAAGACACUAAACCCAGUCUAUGACCAGACGCUCCGAUACAAAUUGCAUAUCGGAGAGCUGCGGAGUCGGACCUUGAACAUGUCUGUGUGGCAUGCAGAGCACCUUGGAAGGAACGUGUUUCUAGGGGAGGUGGAGGUGUCUCUGGGUCUCUGGGACUGGACCUACACUCAGCCACUGUGGCAAGACCUGCAGCCACGGGUUCAUCUGAGUCCAGAAUCUAUCAGCUGUCGUGGGACCAUUGUGCUCUCAAUUAAGUUCAUCCCAGAUGGAUUUGAGGGUGGUGGUCUGCCUCUGACAGGAGAGCUUCACAUCUGGCUUCGGGAGGCUAAAGGUCUCCUGACCACUAAAGGGGGGCCUGUAGACUCCUUUGUUAGAAGCUAUAUACUCCCUGAUGCUAGUCGGCAGAGUGGUCAGAAGACACGGAUGGUGAAGCACUCUAUCAGUCCUACAUACAACCACACCAUGGUGUAUGAUGGCUUCCACACCAGUGACCUGAGAGAGGCCUGUGCUGAGCUGACUGUCUGGCAUCGCGAAAUGGGAGGGUUAAAGACUCAUAAGCUAGGAGGGAUUCGUCUGAGCAGUGGAACUGGUCAGAGUUAUGGGGAGGCCGUCACCUGGAUGGACUCCACAGAUGAAGAGGUUGCUGUGUGGGCCUCCAUGAUCGAAAACCCAAACCACUGGAUCGACACAGCACUACCGAUCAGAACUAACCUUGCACAUCGGUCUGAGUAACACACUAUGAAAAAAAUAAAUAAACACACAUUGAUAUGCAUGUUCAUGGCUGGACUAAAAGGACAGCCUCAGCACAUUUAACCUCUCAAUGAUAUAUGCAUACACUGUUUAUUCUUGUUUUUCAUGCAAACACACACAGAGAGGAAGCAGUAGUGGUGCAAUAUUGUAAAUUACUGGUGUAGAAGAAAUAUUUAGUUUUAAAACCAAACCUGUCUUCAUUUCAAAUGUUUUACUUGUAUGUUUUGGUUUAGUUAAGUGCAUUUGUAAUCCAUUGCAGUUUAUUAAUUAAACAUCAAACCUGAACUGA